Messenger RNA from Neurospora tetraspora, 901 nucleotides. RefSeq lists its product as uncharacterized. The record is from RefSeq and is a predicted model, not a curated record. Lineage: Eukaryota; Fungi; Ascomycota; Sordariomycetes; Sordariales; Sordariaceae. Bases 318 to 797 code for a protein of 159 amino acids. The transcript has a single exon.
AGAGCCCAAGCAUGUACAAACCGUUCAACCCAGACUGACAAGAAGAGGAAAGUCAUCAGCCUGCCACAGUUGGUAGGUAUGAAGGCACUCGGCUUCGGAGCAAGUAGCUCUAGUACCUGAUCUCUGAUGCGGUUGCAUAACGCAAGUGAAAAUACCUAUUAUUCCUCGCUUGCGGUUUUUGCGUCCAUCAUGAACACAAUCUUCUCGACCAGAUCUGACCUUCACCGGGCCUCGGAAGCGGGGAGGAUGAUGAUGCCGAACGAGGAGAUGAACGGUCAACGGUGGGCGGACAAGGGACGGGGCAGACGCACGGCGCCAUGACGCUUUCGGUCGCCUGCAUCGGGAUUGCUUGUAACACAGUGGAAUCCAUUGGCAGCAUUGUAAAAUUGCGCCGUUCAGGUACCCGCCAGGGCUGCUCCCGUCAAGGGGAACAGAUUCGAGCGGGACCAGCAACCAUGAGCAUUACUUAUCUUCAUACUGCAGGGCCGGCGUACGGUGGCCGAACCGGAAGCGCAUCUCGGGGCGGAACACCGAAAUCGAGGUGUAAGUCGGGGUGUCCCGGGCAAUGGACGGGCACGGAACUCUACCGUCUACCGACCGGGAACAGACCUCCUGUGGGCUGCCGACGCCGUCAUGGUUCGCAGCGUCAGCCCAGUCCCGACACUGUACACAAGCGGGCGGGGUUGCAGGUCCGUUGCAGGCGGAACAUGGAAGAGCUCCCGAACGGCGGUGAUCCCUGUGCCCGGCCACCUCCAGAACCACCAAACAGGCAGGCGCUGUGGCCCUUGAACCCCUGACCCCAUUGAUUGCUUGCAACGUAUGCGGGGUCGUCUCUAUGGAAACCGUGGAAACCCUCACCGUCACCUUCUCCUUGACGGAAUGGCAACAAAAACCAAAUCAU